GCGGACGUGAAAAUGGGAAGUACUCUUGACGACCACCGCUUUUUAUUGUGAAUCUCACAUGACCCUGCCACUGUGGUAGUGUUUGUUUGGAGUGUCGUGCUAUCUUACUCCGCCCGUCUUUCGGAAGCUCAUCAUACGGAUUUGCUUGUCCGCUCUUGGGUUAUGGCGGCGACCGUGACGUCGUGCCAGGUGAAUGAGUUCUCAAGGCGGAAGAGGGAAAAAGAAGAGAGACAGUGCGGCCGUCGGCGCCAGGCUCGAAGGGGAGCACCUCGAGCAGGUGUCGCCGCAUAAACGCAACUUGUUUUACGCCUCUUACCCACUGCUGGCGGUCUUCGCUCUGUUUCGUUUUCUUGCGCUCCAUCUCGGGAUCCUGUUCGCCUGGUUGUGCGAGCGCUUGUCCCGGGUCAUGGCGGCUAAAAACCAGCCGUCUAAUCUGGCCGCGGACGAAGAGGAUACCAGCAACGAGCGGGUGCAGCGCCAUCACAAGCAGGCCUUCGGGUACAUUUCCUCGGCGCUGCGGAUCGACGAAGAUGAUGGAGCAUCCAAAGAUCAAGCUGUUCAGCUGUACAGAAAGGGUAUAUCUGAGCUGGAAAAGGGCAUUGCUAUUCCAAUUAGCGGACAAGGUGAACGGGCUGAUAGAGCCAGGAGGCUACAAGCCAAAAUGAAGACCAAUUUGAUAAUGGCAAAGGAUCGCUUAGACCUAUUACUGAAGAUGUCAGGUUCAUCAAAAUGCGAGUCCCAGAGAGACAUCUAUAAAGAAAAUAGAAACCAGUCCUUCAGUAAUGGAUGCCUUCAGUCAGAGAGUGGUGCAGUUCCAAAGAAGAAGGACCCUUUAACUCACUCAAGCAACUCUCUUCCACGAUCCAAAACUGCAGCAAAAAAUGCAACAGGACUUACUGGUCAUCAUCGUUCACCCAGCUAUAGUGGGUCUUCUGUUUCAAACAGUUCCAGGGCACCUGCUCAGUCUUCUUCAGCGACCAAGAUCCCAGCAGCAAAAGCCAGUAACAGGUCCAUCAACAGACCUCCAACUCCAACAACUGCUCCCCGAAAAAAGAAGGAUUUAAAGAAUUUCAAGAAUGUUGAUUCUAGGCUUGCCCACCUGAUACUUAAUGAAAUUGUAGACAGUGGACCUUCAGUUCACUUUGAUGAUGUCGCUGGACAAGAUCUUGCUAAGCAAGCACUUCAAGAGAUUGUGAUUCUUCCUGCUCUUAGACCUGAACUGUUUACAGGACUGAGGGCACCAGCACGUGGAUUGCUUCUCUUUGGCCCUCCUGGCAAUGGAAAAACUAUGUUGGCAAAGGCAGUAGCCACAGAGUCCAAUGCAACCUUUUUCAAUAUAAGUGCUGCCAGCUUGACUUCCAAAUAUGUGGGAGAAGGAGAAAAACUUGUAAGAGCGCUGUUUGCGGUUGCACGAGAACUUCAACCUUCCAUUAUUUUUAUUGAUGAAAUUGACAGUCUCCUAUGUGAAAGAAGAGAAGGUGAACAUGAUGCCAGUCGGCGAUUAAAGACAGAAAUGCUAAUAGAGUUUGAUGGAGUGCAGUCUGCAGGAGAUGACAGAAUUUUGGUGAUGGGUGCAACGAAUAGACCUCAAGAGCUGGAUGAAGCAGUACUUAGGCGUUUUACCAAAAGAAUUUAUGUAACGCUGCCUUCUGAAGAAACACGCUUGAGGCUAUUGAAAAAUCUCCUUGGGAAACAUGGUAAUCCAUUAAGCCAGAAAAAUCUGGAAGAGCUGGCCAGAAUGACUGAUGGGUAUUCAGGGAGUGACCUGACUGCACUGGCUAAAGAUGCCGCUUUAGGCCCAAUUAGGGAACUCAAACCUGAGCAAGUUAAAAACAUGUCUGCAAAUGAGAUGAGAAAUAUUACUUUUGGAGAUUUUAUAGAGUCUUUGAAAAAGAUUAAACGUAGCGUUAGUCCCCAGACACUAAAUGCGUAUAUGAAAUGGAAUAAGGACUAUGGAGACACCACUACUUUUUGACACAUGAUGGAAGUUCAGUAAAACAGUUGGCUCAUCUGCCAUACUUGAGAAUAAAGGGGACAACAUGGACAUUUGAGGUCAAAUAUGUUUGUAGAAGGUUUCUACAUUCUACUUUUUGACACAAGAAAUUAAUUCAAUGAAGUGCACUAGAAACACUUACAUUCAGAAUAAUGUUCCCUACAGUGGUCUUUACAAAAAGGAAGAAGAAGAUUACAUUUUUUUUCUUUUUUUUGGCAAAAUCCUUGUGUGUAUGUUUUUUUAUCUCCCAGUAAUGGCUUUUAAAUAAUGCAAACAGCACAAUAAAUGAAGAACAAAUAAAAAUAAGUGUAAAAUAUUGACGUCAAGAAUUAUAUUAUGGUCCUAUCGUGAUCAUUCCAUUGAGCUUGACGCAGUAAAUGCACCAGCACAGUUACAAGAAGACCUGUGCCUUAAGUUAGGGGAAGAAAUAAAAUCUGCAAACAUACUGCCUUCUUUAUUUAUGUAAGUUAAUGUCAGUCAGCUAAUAAACAGGAACAUAAAGAGGUGAUAAUUGUUUAUCUUGGCUGUUUUACUAGCUUGGUUUUCCUUGUUAAAGUCUUCUUUAUUCUCCUUAACGCACCUGCCAUUGGUUAUUUUAAUGCACAUUAUUAUCAGUGUUACAGCUUAGGUACUCAUUGUGUUUUUGAAUGAGAAGUCAACUGAGCUGUCAAAAGAGUGAAGCUGCUGCCUUCUAGGCAGAACAGUAGGGUGUCAACAAUAUAUUAUAAAGUUGGUCGGGUGUGAGUGAUGACCAUUUCUGGCAGAAUGCAAAUUUAUAUUUUCUCACUGCUAAUUAAACAGUUUUUGUGUUGUACUUUAGAUCCGUAGUGUGAAUAUUUAUAAUAAAACGAUGAGCAUUACCGUAAACUUGAAUUUUGUAAUGAAGACUAGAAGUGCCCUUCAACAUAAAGAUCCAUAAUUUUCUAUUGGCUCAUUGUCUUUAAAAAGUAGCCUUAUUUUUAACAGCCUUUUUGUGUCAAAGUACAUAAUAGUGGUUAAAUCCUUUGGUGCUUUGCUCUUGAUUGAAAUGCUUAAUCAUUUCAGAUUGAUUUCCAACUAUGCAUUUGAUCAUGCCUUUCUUGCAUUUGGAUACAUUUAAAGUUUUUAAAAUAAUUUCAUAAAAUGAAACAUUUGAUUUUGUAGCUUAUUUUAAAUCUAAUUUAUAAUAAAGACUCAACAAAAGCAAAAUUUAUAUCAUUACUUCUCUGUGACACAAAAUUGCCUAGUUAGGGUAAUGGUAACGUUGCUAAUUGCUUUGGAUAAAAAAUGUUUAGAGGCAUGUAAUAACAUGCAGAAGAAACCUGAAUAACCAGUUGAAGAAUUUACAUUUUUCAAAGAAAUUUCUGGAUUUGUCAUCUGGUGCCGUUGAUGUUACUCAUUACCCUUAAAACUUAGCAGUGUUUUGUAUGUGUUUUACUUAAUUAAAAAAGGGGGUUUCUUGAACUUAGGCACAGCAAACUGGUUUUAUUGUUUUGAUGUCACAUUUCAUAUACCUGCAAAGUUCAAAUUCAGGUUUGUGUAAAUAGUUUUGUAACGAAAUGCUGGCAAUAAUUAUGUUUAGCUUUAAAAAUAAAGGAAAUUGGAUAAUUAUGGAGAAGUACGUAAUUUGGUAAUUUUAUGUUAAUGAUGUUUAGAUUGAGGUUUGUUUUGUACACUUGAGGCUUUUUACUACUGAAUACAAAUAAAAUUAUUUUAUUAGUUUAAGUUAAGUGUGAAGUGCAGCAUAAAAAUAAUAAUUUGAUCAUUAUUUAAUAUCGGUUGAUCUUGUGCAGUGUUGGUCAACAAUUAUGGGAAAGCCUACAUGCAUUUAACCAUACUUUUGAUGAUGGAAGUUAAAAAAUAUAGAUAUUUUUUCUGUGAUACUUGGUAUGCACAUCUCAGUAAAUGGCAAGACUGUUUCUGAUUAUUUCUUUGUUUACUUAUAGCUUUAAUGGGUUAAAUUAUUUUGUUUAUCCCAGUAUUUAUCCUAUUAGUAAAGGUCUCCAAUUCAGUGUCCACAGGCACAACAGACAGUUCACAAGCUGUCUGGCUGCCUGUAAUUUUUUUUUAUUAAUUACCACUUGAACUAACUUUUCAUUAAAGUUUUAAGUAAAUUAAGCUUCUGAUACAUUUACUAACUUUACUGACAUUCGCUGCUACCACCAGCAGUCGUGCAUUUUCAGUGAGUGACUUGUGUUUUGAAAUCUCUGCACCUAAAUGUAUUUUUUUAUUUAACAGAAAGUAAUUGGAAGCUUUUUUUUUUUUUUUUUUAAUUUUUUUUUUGUUUGCCUGAAAGCCUGCCUUCAGAAUUACCAAAAACGUGGUACUAGCUUUUCUUACGAAUUUACGCCAAACUGUAAAUUUUUUUGUUUUUGCUUCCUAUUUUGAGUAACACAGAAUUUUCAGGUUUACCAGAUUUUUUUUAUGUGGCUUUUUUUCAACAGCUUAAAAUGUGGAACAUUUUAUUGUAUAUUUCAUCCAAUUUUUGGUAAAGCUGAGCCAUUACUGCAAAACAAGUUUUUGUUUGUUUUUGGUUUUGUAUUUGUACUUAUUUAUUUGUUUUGUAAUUAUUAAAUGUCAUCUUUGUUUAAAAAAACAGUUGGUAUUAAAAGUCAUUUUGUGUAAGCUUGCAAUUUAAAGUUUUUAAAUUACUGUCAUCUUCAUCUAAAACCUUACAUACUUCUUAAUAUAAUGUAAAGGGAUACAGCAGUUAUAAAUAUCCAUUUUCACCAGAUGGUUUUCUGGGGUUUGAUAAGCCAAGUUUAACUGAAAGUGUGACUGACAGUUAUCUUUCCCUAAUAAACAAAUGAUGCUAAAGGUGCACUUUUUAUACCAACUGAUGCUGUACUUUCCAUAUGUACUUGUAGCAUGUGUUCUCUUGUGUAUGUAUAUUUACAAUGAGAAUGUGUUCAAAAAUAUUUUCAAUAACUGCUCUUUUAUACACCCUGCCAAAGCAGGUUGCAAAUGGAAGAUGUGUCUGACAAAUUCUUGUUCAAAAGAGAACUGUUUUUGUAUAUGAUUUGUAUGGAUUAUUCUAGUUGAAAAUGUUUAUUUAAUGUACAUCAAAAACAGAAUGCUAACUUAAUGUUCUGCCAGAUGAAAUACUUAAAUAAACAGCUCAGAUCUUUCAAUAGAUAGAACCUGUUGAAGCAACUAAUUUGGAUGAUAUAUUUAAUUGUUUUCUUUGUACCUGUUUUAAAACAAUUUGUGAAACAGGUGAUCAUUAUAUCAGUGUGCCAUUUUUGCCAAGCUUUGGCACAUUGUUUCAAUGCUGGGUUAUACUCUGUGUCUGGGGGAAUAAGUUUCAUGUUUCUUUGUUUUUAAACUUUGAUAAUCCUUGUAAAACUAGCUAAACAAGUAACAGAGUUAUAAUGGCUAUGAGGUAACACAGGGCAGGGUUCGGGCCUAGCACAGGCACCCGGCUGAUUAGAGGGGAAGCUCAGCUAGGAGAUAGGCCCUGCAUUCUGUGUAUUCCUUGCAAGUAAUUUCUGUGGGAGUACCAGACAUAAUGUAGAUUUCAUAGAGAUUAGACCUGGGCAAAAAUAUUAGUUUUUUUCUGAUUAAUCGUUACCUUUAAAUGAUUUAAUAUUGAUUCUUAAAGUCUAAAGUCUUGAUAUUGUGAAUCUCUAUCAUGCUCAAUUACUACAUGUAGAUUUUUGUUUCUUCAUUUUUGGAAUACAAUCCAACAAAUGUCACUAGUGCGCCUGUUAAGACUUUUCUGUGGAAGAAAACUCUUUACUUCUUCACAUAAAAUGGAGUGUCAAUCCUCAACUGAAAUCGGUGCCUUCGACACUUAAAUCAGAUGUGUGGACAGUACGGAUUUAAACAGUGUGCCGGUAAAGAAAAACUGGAUGUCACCCAUAAACAAUCUCGGUUGACAUCCAAAAGAGUAGAGCCUAAAUCUACACAGCAGAUGGCAUUUAGCUACAAGCUUUUAUUUAAUUCACCUUGUACAAACAGAAUCUAUAGCAGUUUUUAUCUGUAAAAAGAAUCCCUACAACUUUGUUGAAAAUAAGGGCUUUCGACAAAUAAAUACAGGUUUUGGAACUGACAAACCAAAAAGCAAAUGAGUGAAGUUAUUGUACCAAGGCUUUAUUAAGUUCUUAAGCAAAGCAUUGGCACAUCUCUCAGGUGAGCAGAGAAAGUAGCCUUAACAUAUGACAGCUGGACAUCCAGGGCAGCUUUGCAACAUAACAAUCACAUGUCACUACAUUAAAAACAACUGGGCACCUGUGGUGGAUGUGUUGUAGACAAGAGCGAUGCUUGCCACUCACACCAAGAGUAACCUCUCUGCCUAUUUGCGAAGCUGCCAAGGUAGUUGGCUGUUGUUCCAAAAACUUUUUUAGCAUCUUUAAUGUGCUCUUACAUCACAUGACCACAUCAAUCACAAGUUUGUGUCUUGGCAAGUCCAAUAAAUGUUGCAUGGUGGUAAAAAGUUUUCAUCGUGCCUGACCCAACCUAGCAAGCAGACAAUUGUUAGUUUUCAGUGAAGCCUGCGUGUGUGCAAAGCAACACACUUGAAGUAGCUCCUUUAGCUGUAUUGCAUGGAUCAUACUAGCGGCGCUGUCAGUCAUGAUGGCUGGUUCUUUGUCUUUUAUGUUCCGUUCAUCCAACACUGCUGUCAACAAGCAUCUGUUCUAGAUCCUCUUUUUUAAAACAUUUCCUUUUUGUCUGAGGGAGGAACUGUAUGGACACAAUUUCGAGAUUGAUUAACGUGACUAGUACAUGUGAGCAACUGAAGAUAUGUGUAACUUGUAGAAUUAUAGAAAGGCAUGAGUCUUCCUGCUAUAUCUUUGACUAAUUCAAGAUUUUUUAAUCGUUCAAUAGGUAAAUACAUUUGGCAAGCAGUUUAGUAACAGUUGAAGGAUGCCUACAUGGAGAUUCAUUACAUAAGAAUGGGUUACUGAAUAACCUAUUUAUUAUUUAAGAAGCAGUAUUUGAUUGUUUUACAACAUUGUUAUUCACAAGAUUAUACAGAUAUUUUAUAAAGUAGAUACCAUUGAACUGUAUUAAAACAAGGAGCCCCCAUAUUAUUUGUGGACUCUAUAAAGUAGCGUGAUUUAACCAUGCCUGUGGCUGGAAAUAAAGGACAAAGAGUAGAUGAGAAAGUAGAAUGUCGUAAAGAAUUCCAAAAUGUUGGCACAGAACACAUGCAGAUCAGGCUAGAGAUAAUGGAAGUAAGAAAAUUCGAAAGUCUCAAAUAAAAAGGAUAGGAAAGAUCACAUUAGCACAAACAAACAAAUUAUUACUCAGUGAAAUAACGGAACAGUGAAAAGAGAUUUAAUGUAUUGUUCGGAUUUAAACUUUAAGUCAGAGACUUGUAGAUCGUCUAAUUCGUGUUGCCAGCGAGAAUUAAAAGAUUCCAAAAAUGUUGGCGCGGUACGAAGUCCCGUGAGACAGAGACUUUUAACAUGAGAUUCUUUCAAGUCACGCCCUACUUACAACUAUUUUCAAACAAGACCACGGUCAUCUAACCUCAGUCGUGUGAAUGCUUUUGUCAGACACACAUCCUGCGCUCUUAGCUCUUCUAAAUUUUAUCAGGACAAUAAUUUUAUACGUUCUAGAUGACACGUCAUCAACAAAGCAAAGAAGAAAGAGCAUUGACAAACAUUCGAAAAAGUCAUUUUAUUUAUUAGAGAGAAAGAAACGAUAUUCACUCACAGGCAGUUGUACGUUGCAUAGUCACGAUGUAAGUCAAAAUUCAAUGCAAUCUUGAAGGAAAGUUAAUUCCAAGUAUUGUUUUUACUAUAAAGUUUUAAAGUAAAAGUGAAAAUAAUGCAUAUGUAACAAUUCCCAUGAAAAUAACAAUCACUUUAAAUUGUAUAUGCGGUAAACCAAACCCCGGGGGUAUGUGAGUGAAGCGAGUUCACGUUAAUUAAAUAAUGAUAAAUUUUGAAUUUUUUUUUAUAUAUAAAACAGCAAUGAUAUUUUUUUCCCCAUCUUGCAAAUACUGAUGUUAACUGUUCAUUACUAAAAUGUCAUUCCAUGCUUAUGAAUGUUAUGAAGUCAGUAUGUAGGCACCUUCAAAUAAAGUGUUACUGAAAUUUGUCACAGUAUAUUAAUGUACCUUGUGCAUGGUUAAGUAUGCUCUAAAAAAGCCAGCACUUCAAUGUAUCAGAACACGCAUAAUUCAAUCAAGAUAGAAUCGAUAGUGAAUCGGGACAUUGUGAAUUGAAAUCAAAUCAAAUCAUGACAUCAGUAUUAAUACCCAUUCUUCUGUCGUCCUCCUGCAAGUUGUAAAAUGUUGGUGCACAGUCCCACGUUGUGAGAGAAAUAUUUAAAUUACCCAUUUACUAUAGGUUCCAGGUACCUGAAAAAAACAUUCAUUUAAUAGCUUUAUUGGACUCAAGAGUGCUUAAUUAAACUAGUAUUUAUUUUUCUGGGACAUAGUCUGAAAGGGAUGUUAGUAGCUACAGCCUUUGGCAUGGUUCAGUGAUUGUAGAGUUUGGAUGUGAUUUAGGGCAUAUUUUUUUGUUAUAAAUGUAGGAUUUUGCCCACUUUUCCAACUCCUUACUGGGUGACAGGAUUUAUUUUACUUGUUUAUGUUCCCUAUUUACUUUAAUGGGAAGAAACAAUCCUCCAUUCUUUGUUUUAUUGUGUCAACAACCAUUUGCUCUGUUUUAAUAUUUGUCUCUUUGAGAUGUUGGGGAUGGUAUUGCAUUAGCAAAGGUGUCUAAGUUUUAGCAAAAAGAUUUCUUCUCACCUUUUCUGUUCUUUUAUAGAGGAUCAUAGGUGUCAUUCUGCUCCUGUUGCAGUGUAAUUAACACCAUAGGAAACUGGCAUUUGUUAAGGAUAAAGCAUGAAGUCUAGACAAAGUGGACAGUUUGUAUAUUUGAGUAUUCUUACUUGGAAACAUCUUUAUAAAAUUAAGUUUAUAUGCAAUUUUGAAAAGUGCUUUAUUCCGAUGUGUGAUCACUCGGUUCCUACAAAGCAUUAAAUAGGGAAGAAUUGCCAU
Messenger RNA from Erpetoichthys calabaricus (reedfish), 8927 nucleotides. It is a transcript of the gene spast, whose product is annotated as spastin. The transcript has 17 exons. Gene Ontology annotation, molecular function: ATP binding; ATP hydrolysis activity; microtubule severing ATPase activity. NCBI's taxonomy places the organism in Eukaryota, Metazoa, Chordata, Cladistia, Polypteriformes, Polypteridae. Gene Ontology annotation, cellular component: microtubule cytoskeleton. Bases 194 to 1975 code for a protein of 593 amino acids. The record is from RefSeq and is a predicted model, not a curated record.